Messenger RNA from Cucurbitaria berberidis CBS 394.84, 968 nucleotides. Its product is annotated as Mago nashi protein. Gene Ontology annotation, biological process: RNA splicing. The transcript is spliced from 7 exons. The record is from RefSeq and is a predicted model, not a curated record. Lineage: Eukaryota; Fungi; Ascomycota; Dothideomycetes; Pleosporales; Cucurbitariaceae. The coding region runs from base 78 to 542 and encodes 154 amino acids. Gene Ontology annotation, cellular component: exon-exon junction complex; nucleus.
CCCCAGGCUACGAAGCGACAUCGAAAUCUGGCCAAAUCGACCUAUACUCACUAAAUUUGUGCAUAGGAGAGACCACAAUGGCAAUCACAAACGAACCGUUCUAUCUCAGAUACUACUCAGGUCACCAAGGUCGAUUCGGCCAUGAAUUCUUAGAAUUCGACUUUCGUGUGCUCGGAGAUGGCCGGAGCGCAUCUGCACGUUAUGCAAACAACUCCAACUACCGCAACGAUUCCCUCAUUCGAAAAGAGAUGUGUGUCAGUGAUGCGUUGGUGGCCGAGAUCAAGCGCAUUGUCAAGGACAGCGAAAUCUUAAAGGAAGAUGACACGAAGUGGCCCCAAAAGAACAAGGACGGUCGACAAGAACUCGAGAUCCGACUGGGUAGCGAGCAUAUUUCCUUUGAGACUGCGAAAAUCGGCUCGCUCCAGGAUGUACAGGACUCAUCAGACCCAGAAGGCCUACGUGUUUUCUACUAUCUCGCCCAAGACCUGAAAGCCUUGGUCUUCUCGUUAAUCUCGCUACACUUCAAGAUCAAGCCAAUCUAAGUCUCUCCCCUGAGCGGGUAGCGUUGAGUUACUCUUUUGCUGGGGGCCAUGUCAUUGUGAUCAAAUUACAAACGCACCAUGGACCAUGACAUGGACCAAUCUGCGGGGUAUGGCGUAUGGAGUCUGCUGCUGGGUCUUGCUCACGGCUGUCACGCCUUGCAGGGCCUGUGAAACUAUUGAGGAACAAGCAUGGCGGCAGCCAGGAAGUGUGAUUGAAGGGUUCUGAGCAAUUAUGGGGGCCAGGAGGCCAGGAGGCAUUCAGUGUAUCACUCUUCGAGAGCAACUCGUAGAGGAUACAACACGGUCAAAGCUACACUCUUCAUGUCCAUUAAUUCGAACAUGUCGUUGUCGUUGUCGAUAUCGUUCUCGCUAUAGCCCACAUCUACCAAAGGGUUCCCCAUGAGGCUAGCGCGCUUCCUUCCCCGC